Dacryopinax primogenitus is the source of this 2253-nucleotide messenger RNA. RefSeq lists its product as uncharacterized. Gene Ontology annotation, cellular component: telomerase holoenzyme complex. Gene Ontology annotation, biological process: nuclear-transcribed mRNA catabolic process, nonsense-mediated decay. The coding region runs from base 1 to 2253 and encodes 750 amino acids. The transcript has 6 exons. Gene Ontology annotation, molecular function: protein binding; telomerase RNA binding; telomeric repeat DNA binding. Lineage: Eukaryota; Fungi; Basidiomycota; Dacrymycetes; Dacrymycetales; Dacrymycetaceae. The record is from RefSeq and is a predicted model, not a curated record.
AUGGCGCUCCCUGCAGACUCGGACCCGUCCACCGUUCUGAGGGAAGCGAAAGGCCUUGCACUUGACUUGAAGAAGAGCUUAAAGUCCACCCCUCCUUGGGAUCGCGCUGUGGAGUUGCAGCGGCAAAGGCUGAGAGAUCAUUAUGUCCAGCUCAUAUUCCAGGAUUUACGGGCAGAUAUGGCUCAGCAGCAUCUGUGGUCUGAGACUUCCCACGCCAUCAUUGACGUCUACCGUGCUCGUAUACAGCAAAUAGAAAGUGCCAUUGGCGCCGAUCGCGCCGAACUCCGGGGCAAUCUUCGGCGUAGCGCCCACGGCCCGGUCGAGCUGCGAAAGGUGUCGCAAAGCUUUCGCACUUUUCUUCUGCAAGAGGAGAAAUUCUGGCGACAAUUCAGCCUUCGGCUCGUUUCUUCUUACGGACUCAUGGAGGUGCUUUCUAUUCUUGCCCAAGUGGGAAUUUCCGAAGAACCCGUGCUGGACGACGAUGUUAACCAGCCAGACUUGAACAGCUCUCGGGCUAUGGUUACCGACGAAAAACGGAUCGAUAAAAUCGACAUGUUGCAGCGAUCUAUCAUUUACUUAGGAGAUCUUUCCCGCUACCGCGAUCUGAACGAAGCCCAAUCAAAUUCCAAGAGAACGAAAGGUCGCAAUGGGAUCGACAGUAUGGAAAGAAAAAUCUCGAGGGAUUUCACAACCAGCGAAGCUUAUUAUCAAGCCGCAAUCGUUCUCGCCCCGAAUAAUGGAACUCCGUUCAACCAGCUUGCAAUCCUGGCUACAUAUCAAUCCAAUUCCUUCGAUGCUUUGUACUAUUAUUACCGAGCUGCAUGCACAACUCAGCCUUUCGGCACUGUUUCUGAAAACCUCGAAAGGUUGUUAUCCAAAGCGAUACAGACGUACCGACGUGCCCAGACGGAUGAAGAAUCUCGUCCACCUAUGGAAGAUCACACAAAUGCCGUAGAUGCCUUAAAGCAGGACGUUGUCAUUUUGCAUGGUCUUUGGGCCAGGAACAGUCGCUCCACAUCUGCCAAGUUGUGUCAUUCUAUCGAAAACCGCUUUCACUCCCUGAUUGUGGAGCGCACUUUGCCUCCCGAAGUUCUUGUGCGUCUGCUGCUCAUGGAUUUCGCUGUCCUCUGGCGUACGGAAAACUCAAAGGUGUCUACACGAGAGCCUUCGGAUGGUGGAGCACCUGUGGAAUCGUCUUCGAGCACCUGGCCCAUUCUAUGCCAUAUUCUCGACCUUAUCAGCGAUCUCUUUACCAUUGCUCAAGAUGAAGUGAGCCAAGCCGACGUCCAAGCAAGCCCCGUACUGCGUAUUUCUGCCAUCCUGCGUCGUGUUUUGCCCGCUCUAAGAUUGGCUAGCAAAUGGAUGUGUUCACGUUUCGCAUCCUCGGAAUGGGAUCAACCACCUUCGUCAGACCUUGCGGCUCGUCUGACAAUCUUCUGGGCAUCCUAUGUGGCAUUCCUCAAUGUGAUGUCUUGCUCGUUUCCGCUCUCAGACCUCCCCAAACCGAACCAGAUCUUGGAGGAAGAUUUUACGCCGAUUGGGUUUCUGCCAAUGCUUGCCCGUGACGCUGUCCCCCAUAUUUCUGCUCCAGCAGCUGCAGCAAAGUAUCAUCCAAACGAGGAACAUCUCAUCCGCAUUGCUGAUCUACUAUGGGAUGGUAUUACUCUCGCCCAGGCAGAAGCUACACCGCUGACGCCCUCUGACUUGCUUUUCGGUUCUAAUGAUCCAUCGGCUAAGUGGACACCGAAGCUUGACGAAAAGCCUAAACGCACGGGUGUAGCUUAUGUGGCUGGACAAGCGGAUCCGGUUGUGUUGUCAGAGAAGGAUGACGAUGUCAGCACCACUACCUCCGACGAUCCUGUGAACAUGGCUAUGCGCGUCGGAUUAGGAUUGAGUUCUCUUACAGAUGCUGAAGAAGAGGAAGAAGAUGUCGUACUGUUUCCGAGGGCGCCGGUGGAAAAUCAUGCAGUUGAACUUUCAGGUCCUACUGCUCAGGACUUGCUUCUGCAAGUGUUGGGGCUGCCUGAGCCAGCAACUCCGAAAGGCACACCAAGAGCUGUCACGGCGGGUGUAGCUGUUUCAGUGAAGAGCUCACCACGGGUAUCGCAACCCGCUAUUUUAUUCGGACCCAAUAUCUGGUCUGGGCCUGGGUUUGCACCUCAACAGGGGGUACAACAAUCAGCUAUUUCCUUAUACGGGCCGUAUCGAUCUGGGCCAGGCGGAGUUGAUCAAACCUUUGGUGGUACAUCGUAA